AGGAGACACUUGCUAACAGCGGCCCACUGUUUCUAUCACUCUAGUGAUCUGCCAGUUGUGGUGCGUCCAGGUGGUUUCGACCUUAAUAGCACCACAGCGAUUGAUUAUGAUAUCGACCAGAUUAUUGAACAUCCCAACUACAUAUAUCCUGGUCUAUAUAAUGACAUAGCAAUCGUUCGUAUGGCGAAAGUAUUUCUGUGAGUGCAUUUAUAGACAUUUU
Bactrocera oleae (olive fruit fly) is the source of this 220-nucleotide messenger RNA. NCBI's taxonomy places the organism in Eukaryota, Metazoa, Arthropoda, Insecta, Diptera, Tephritidae. The record is from RefSeq and is a predicted model, not a curated record.